AUGGAUGAGCGGGAGGAAAGAAGGACUGAGUCCAUCUCAAUUACAGUGCCGGAGAGCUCUUGCGAGUCAGAGAAAACCUUGAAUGAUCUCCAAUAUCGGGCGACUGAUAUGCCUCAUUGGAAGGAGGCGAUCUUCUUGGGAUUUCAGGUGAGAUUUGUGCACAUAUGAAAAAAAGAGAAAUUGCUAAAAAUUGGAACAAAAGAUUAUGUCCAAAAACGAUGACUAUCGGCUGUAUGAUCCUAUGUUUUCAGCAAACGAUGGUGUGUAUCUCCGGGAUCCUCGUAAUCCCUCAUUUGGUCUCUCAAGUUGCGUGCGCUGGUCUCGCAACGAUUGCUUUACGCGUUCAACUGAUCUCAACCACUCUUGUUGUAACCGGACUGACCACUCUUAUUCAGACUACUUUGGGUCUCCGUUUGGCCAUUCUUCAAGGCCCUUCUUUCGCUUUUAUCCCGCCGUUAUUUGCUUUCAAUGAUCUGCCCGGAAUGGAAUGUAAAUCCACAAUACAUGAUGAGGUCCCCGAAGAAAGUGUUCUCUACAGGAUACAGACGGUAAGUCAGAAUAAAACCGGUGCUCUUUGCUGAUGCCUCAGGGACAAAUUGGGGUUUUUAUACACCCUGGCUUUCAUACACUUUAUUGGGCCUAAUUUUAGAUACAAGGAAGUUUGGCUGGUGCUGCAUUGAUGCUGAUUUUUGUCGGUGCCACUGGACUCAUCGGAAUUAUCGCUCGUCGAACUGGACCUGUCACUAUCUGCCCGUUGAUGGUCCUUCUUUGCCUUGGAAAUGCUCCAUUGAUCCUGGAAAAGUCAGGAACUCAUUGGAUUUCAAUAAUGUAAGUGCCACAUUGAUCACUACGCAUUUAUAAUUGUCAUUUCUACAGGAUCUUUUAAUUUUUUCAGCCAAUUCGCAGUCCUAUGCUGUUUUGCUCUGUUCUUGGCCGAGACUCAAGUUCCCUUGCCUUAUAUCGAUCUGAAAGGCAUCCACUUUGUCAGAUAUCGACUUUUUGGACAGUUUCCGGUAAGCAUAAUCCUUUUUAUUCUCUAUUUUUACGGAUAAUAGUUUUUAAUUGUAAUCAUUUCAGUACCUAAUUUCAAUUGUUUUAACAUGGUUAUUCGCCCUGUUUUUGACAGUCACCAAUAUUGAAAAGCCUGAAGGACCAGCUCGAGUUGAUCAGAAUAUGUCGAUGAGUGUUCUAGUGGGCUCGCCUAUCUUCCAGGUCCCCUAUCCAGGUAAACAUUUUACUACUACCGACCUGUCUUACGACAAUUGUCAGACAUGAUACAAAUUUCAAUCUGUUUUCUUAAUCAUCCAUAUUUCAGGACAAUUUGGAUUUCCUCGCUUCAGCCUGGGACUUUUCCUUGGUAUGUUGGCCUCUUGUGUUGCCUGCUCUGUCGAAAGUCUGGGCGCUUAUGGCGUUCUGGCCAGAGUAUCGCAAGAAAAACCUCCGCCGUCUUCCACCUUGAACCGUGCUAUUGUUGUUGAAGGUAAAUUGAGCUCUUUCAGUUAUUGUAAUCACGAAAAAAAUUCUGCCUUUAUCCACGUCUAACCUUUUGAAUUUAGGUGUUGGCUGUUUCCUCGCUGGCCUCAUGGGUUGCGGAGUUGGUGUGACCACUUAUUCCGAAAACGUAGCCGUGGUAUCUUUGACCAGGGUCGCCUCAAGGUACACUAUGCAGAUUGCUGGAGUGAUGCUCAUUUUCCUGGGUAUCUUUACCAAAUUCGGGGCGGUUUUGGCAACAAUUCCUGAUCCAAUUGUUGGUGGAACUCUUGGCAUGGGAGUCUGCAUGAUCUGUGGCCUGGCUUUCUCUAAUCUUAGGGUAAGUGGUAGCCUUUUCAACUGUCGUUUCGACACGAUAAUGUUCUAAGUAAGAAUUAAUAAAUUUACUUUUCAGACCGUUGAUCUUACACUUACCCGUAACCUCACCAUUGUCGGCCUGGCUAUCAUCAUGGGAGUGGUAAUUCCCGACUAUGCCAAAGGUCAUCCAGUCGACGUCGGCGUUGAUGAGAUUGAUCAGAUGCUCAAUAUUUUACUACAAAUCAAAAUGUUUAUCGGUGGUUUACUUGCCUUUGUUUUGGAUAACAUUGUGCCUGGAGCGACGCGGGAACAACGAGGGUUUGAAGAUUGUCACGAGACAGUAAAUGAAAAUGGAGAAACCGGAAGAUACGAUGAUUGUGGAACUGCUCAGGAUGGAUAUUCCUUCGGCAAGCAGAUCAACGAGUAAGUAGAUUAAUAUCGACCAGAAAUCGACCAAUUCCCUAUCUAUGACAUUUAAUUUAACCGCCAAAUAUUUCAGUUUCAUCCUCCGAAAUCGCGUUGUCCACAAGCUCCCCUUCAUGCCAUCGAAGCCCCGCCUCCAGGCUACAGUCAGCAAACAAGAUAUUGGUCCAGUCCCCCAAAAGACGAACCUAGCCGCCGCAUAA
Messenger RNA from Bursaphelenchus xylophilus (pine wood nematode), 2414 nucleotides. Lineage: Eukaryota; Metazoa; Nematoda; Chromadorea; Rhabditida; Aphelenchoididae. The record is from the annotation of a GenBank genome assembly.